AUGUUAACUGAUGAACAACGCUCUGUCUUUGAAGAAAUUAUGGCAGCAGUGAAUGGUGAUAACGGUGGGAUUUUUUUCCUUUACGGCUAUGGUGGAACAGGUAAAACAUUUCUAUGGAAGACAUUGUCCGCUGCAAUUAGAUCAAAAGGUCAAAUCGUCUUAAAUGUGGCUUCAAGUGGAAUUGCAUCGUUGUUGUUAGAUGGUGGCAGGACUGCACAUUCCAGGUUUCACAUACCUUUGAAUCUUACUGAAGACUCUGUAUGUAAUAUAAAACCAGAAAGUGACGUGUCUAAAUUAUUGCAUGAGACGAAAUUAAUAAUUUGGGAUGAAGCACCUAUGGUACACAAACAUGCAUUCGAAGCGCUGGAUAGAACAAUGAAUGACGUUUUCAACAUCGACCCAUCUCUCAAUUCAGACAUCCGGUUUGGAGGUAAGGUAAUUGUUUUUGGUGGCGAUUUCAGACAAAUAUUACCUGUUGUUCCAAACGGUGGAAGACAAGAGAUUGUUAAUGCCUCAUUAUGUUCGUCUUACUUGUGGAGUAAAUGUAAAUUGCUAAGAUUAACAAGAAACAUGAGGUUAACCGUUGGAAGGUCGACGGCAGAUAUUGAAGAAAUAAACAGUUUUGCCAAAUGGCUUUUGGAUUUGGGUGAGGGUAAUGUUGGUGGUCCAAAUGAUGGGGAAGCAACUAUUCAAAUACCACAAGAUCUUAUGAUUACUGAUGAAUCUGACCCAAUUGCAAGUUUAAUUGAUUUUGUUUAUCCAUCAAUAUUGUUGCUCUCAAUGUUUCCUGGUGAAGAAAGAGAGUAUCUUAGCUCUGACAGUCUUUGUCCGACUGAAGAUGUAAAUGCUACACAACAAAGAAUAUACUCUCCGGAUGUGCUCAAUGGACUUAAAAUAUUUGGCUUACCAAAUCAUAGGUUGGUGCUAAAAGUUGGUGUUCCAGUAAUGUUAUUACGAAAUAUUGACCAACGGAAUGGUUUGUGCAACGGUACAAGGCUACAAGUAAAAAAGUUGUACAACCGUGUAAUAGAAGCCGAGAUAAUAUCUGGUGCAAAUAUUGGUACUUCUACAUAUAUACCUCGAAUUAAUUUGAUCCCUUCUGAUAAAAAGAUUCCUUUUGCUUUUCAAAGGCGGCAAUUUCCACUUUCCGUAUGUUUUGCGAUGACAAUAAACAAAAGUCAAGGCCAGUCGCUUUCAAGAGUUGGUUUGUACCUGAAACAAUCCGUCUUCUCUCAUGGUCAAUUGUAUGUUGCUUUAUCAAGGGUGAAAACAAGAGAUGGGGUCAAACUACUCAUACUUGACAACAAUGGAAAACCGACAGAUAAAACAAGUAAUGUUGUUUAUAAAGAGAUUUUCAACGAAUUAUAA
Messenger RNA from Helianthus annuus (common sunflower), 1368 nucleotides. Its product is annotated as ATP-dependent DNA helicase pif1-like. Bases 1 to 1368 code for a protein of 455 amino acids. Gene Ontology annotation, molecular function: DNA helicase activity. The record is from RefSeq and is a predicted model, not a curated record. NCBI's taxonomy places the organism in Eukaryota, Viridiplantae, Streptophyta, Magnoliopsida, Asterales, Asteraceae. Gene Ontology annotation, biological process: telomere maintenance; DNA repair. The transcript has 2 exons.